Molecule: messenger RNA, 1854 nt
Organism: Anopheles funestus (African malaria mosquito)
Lineage: Eukaryota; Metazoa; Arthropoda; Insecta; Diptera; Culicidae
Product: myosin-13
Exons: 6
Coding region: 441-1631 (396 amino acids)
Cellular component (GO): early endosome; membrane
Source: RefSeq, a predicted model, not a curated record
UUAUCAUUUUAUAUCAGAAAACUAAUCCUUUGCGAAAUAUGUUCAACAUUGCGUGAGGUUUAUGAUCGCGUUUGAAAUAUUUCAUCAACUUGUCAAACCAAUUGCCAAAGUUGUGUACAAAGAGGAGGAUGCGUGUGUGUGCGUGAUUGGAAAUGUUUUUCCUGCCGUUGUCACUCUGCCUGUGAGGAGAGAAAAAAUAUUCCAUAAUUUCCGUGCAAUGGAAUGAAAGUUUUUAGUGUGGCUCACGUAAAACAAGCACCAUUCGUGUCAGUUUUAAAUGAUUAGCAUUAUUGCCAGCUAAAACAUGAUUCGCUAACUACAGCGAACAGCUUUCCAAAUUGCUUCGAAAGCCGAUGCAUGUCGCGGAAUCAAUCUGUUGUGGCACAGUGCAGAAAAAAAACACACUUCCUACCAUUUUAGUGCACUCUAUCGAAGCGUAGAUGGAAACAAUGGAAGCAGAAAACUCCAACAAAUACCAGAAACUAGCCACCGAAUACUCAAAACUCCGUGCCCAAGCAAGCGUGCUGAAACGGGCCGUCCUCGAUGAACAAAACAAAAACUCAACCCUGCGUGAUUCUUUGCGCCUGAAAGAGGCUACCCUCCGAAAGUCGGAACAGGAAGUGGACAGUUUGGGAUUUCGCAACAAGCAGCUGGAGCGGCGUGUUGCGGCAUUGCAGGAAAAUCUAGAACACGAGCUAAAGAAAGUGUCCGGUGGGAAAACGCUUAAAACGAAAUCAUCCAACAACGACCUCAAUGCUGUACCGGGUUCGGAAGCGACCGUGAUCGCGGAAGAAUUACAGAAAAAAAUUCUCGAAAAUGCACAGCUUUCCAACAGCGUUGAGGAUAAGAGUGCCGAAGUAAAGCAGUUGCAAAAUCGCAUCGAAAGUCUGAACCGAGAACUUCAGCAACAGACGACCGUUGAGCAAAAGCUGCGAAAAGAGCUCGAGCUGCUGACUGUAAGGAAUUCGGAGCUUGAAUCUAAAGUUUCCGAAGCGGCAAGCACGAUUGGAAGUGAAGAUGGACUGAGCGUUACAACUGAUGUUGAAAACCACUACAACCACUUUACCGCCAGCUCGAACAGUGCGUCCCAGGUGCAAAACAAUGGUACCAAUAACAAUAACAACACGACGGCUGUAAGCCAGGACGAUCGGGUGGUUUUUCUCGAAAAGGAGCUAAACCAUUGGCGAGCCCAGUAUGAGCUGCUGAAAAUAGAAACCUCUAGUCACAUUCGAAAAGCGCCAAAGGCUGAACAAAAGGAAGACAUUUUCAGUCAUGGGGCCGAUGGCACGAAUAGAACACUGGAGGACAAUCAGCAGCAAAAUGAGGUACAAACGCGGGAACAGAAGCUGACCGCGUGCUUUACGAAAAGUAUCGAAGAACUGUUCCAUGACAAAUGUCGCGCAGAAUCGAAACUGGCUUCACAUUUCAUUGAAUGUCAAAGACUGCAAACCCAUUUGGAUGUUUUCAAAAAUCGUCUAAAGGAACGAGAUGAGGCCAACAGGGAAGAGGAACGCCGUUACCGUAUCAUCGAAGAUGAAUUGUCCCGCACGCGGCUAAACUAUGAGGAACAAAUCAGUGUCCUGACGGAGCAAGUGAUAAGCUUAAGUGAUCAGUUAGCAAAUGCCAAGUAGUUCGGGAAGCAACAGAAUUGUCUGCUUGCCCGUUUGUGUUGCAGCAACACACCCGUGUUAGUGGCGUGUGCUACUCUCAGAGAUGUGAAUAUCAUUCUAUAUCCUUUCCGAUGCUGGAAGGGAAUUCGCAUAUACUCUUGUGUGCGCAUUAUGCAAUAAGUUAGAAAGUGCAACCGUGUCGAAACGUUUACUGAAUGUGUAAUAAUAAAUUCUUAUAAAACGA